Messenger RNA from Acipenser ruthenus (sterlet), 5350 nucleotides. Its product is annotated as synaptotagmin-like protein 3. Lineage: Eukaryota; Metazoa; Chordata; Actinopteri; Acipenseriformes; Acipenseridae. The coding region runs from base 553 to 2406 and encodes 617 amino acids. Gene Ontology annotation, cellular component: exocytic vesicle; plasma membrane. The transcript is spliced from 16 exons. Gene Ontology annotation, biological process: intracellular protein transport; exocytosis. Gene Ontology annotation, molecular function: neurexin family protein binding; small GTPase binding. The record is from RefSeq and is a predicted model, not a curated record.
GCUCUCUGGUACACCAAAGCAGGAAGGAAAGAUGACGUGCAUUUCUCAGCUCGGUAUUCUCAAAACCAAAAGCUUUGCAUUUGUAGGGUGAACUUGAAUAACUGCACAGUCUGACAAAAUACAGGAGAAGCUCCUUGAAGCAAGUACAGCACUGUGUGAAAGUACCGAACAACACCUGUGGUGUGAGCUGAUUAAGUUUGCUUGUUUAUUAACAGGUGUGUGUAUCUCUGCUGUUGCUAACAAAAGGACCAACAUUCAAAAAUAUGCAGGCUAACCAUUCAUCAGCAAAAACAAUUUGAAGUAUAAAAUCAGCUGUUGAUCCAUCCUGUUGCUGCUGACCUGAAAAAACCCAGCUCUGGAGGUCAGUAAAAGCAACAGUAACACAGCUUGACAUCUUUGAAAAUUGCUCUUUAGUAAAAUGAAGCUAACUGUGUACAGAAGCCAUUUCUCUGAACAAUGCAUUUAAUGUCCUGGAAUUUUUUGGAUAGUCCAAAUCCUAUUUUGUUAAAUAUUAUGUAGACAUGAUCAACAACAACAAAAACAGUAUAACCAAUGGCUGAAAAAAUGGACUUACAUUUCCUCAAAGAACUUGAAAGAGAGAAGGUUCUGGAAGUCCUGUACAGAGAUAAGAUACUGCGUGCAGCUGAAGAAGAACGGAUAAGAAAACUGAAGUCUGAGCUCAAAGAAAUUCGCCUCAAGGGUACCAAGAGUUUCAGCCAGCAGUACACAGAUAAGACCUGUGCCCGAUGUCAAAAAUCCCUUGGGAAGAUAUUGAACAGCGGAGCUGUGUGCAAAGGAUGCAGCCACCGAAUCUGUGCCAAGUGCCGUAUCGUCAUGUCUGCCAGGGUGUGGAAAUGCACUGUAUGUUACGCUUAUGGGGACGUGAAAAUAAAAUCUGGAGACUGGUUCUUUGAAGAAAGAGCAAAAAAAUUCCCAAGUAAACAGGAGUCUGUUGGUGAAACAUUAUUAAAAUCCUAUCAAAGACUAAGUAAUAUUGCCAUUGUCCCUCCCACUCCACCUCCUUUUUUUGAGAAUGUGCCCAUAAGCAAUGCUGGGGAGUUGAAACAUUCAAAAGGAUUCAAUAAAUCAGUAGAAAACCUGUUCUUUUCACUCACAACCCACAUGAAAAAAAUCUCCAAGUCCCAUAAUGAUGUGACAGUAAACCAAACUUUCCUGACCACAGAUUACGGACAGGGAACCAGAAAGGAGAGAAGGAGUCAGUCAGACACCGCCAUAAACAAACAAGCCCUGCUAACAAAGGCACCCAGUCUUCCCAUCCUGUUCAAAAAAGCUACAGCCAAUGAAGAUGAAGACAGAGUAGAUUUUGGCCGUGUGGAGAAAGCCAACUCUACAGAUACACUGUACACCGGAGCAGCGAAAAGGCACAGUACUUGCAGUAUCAGCAGUACAUGUAGUGAAGUUGGCAAUUUUGAGAAUGCCAGAGUCAGCGGAGAAAUUGAAUUCUGCAUCGUGUACAACUACAAGACCUCCUGCUUAGAAAUCCGUAUCAAAGCUUGUAAAAACCUGGCCUAUGGGGAUGAAAAGAAGAAGAAGUGCAACCCAUACGUCAAAACCUACCUGCUCCCUGACAAGUCCCCUCAGAGUAAACUGAAAACAGCAAUUAAAAAGAACACAACAAACCCCACUUUCAGUGAAACAUUAAGGUACAACAUAGACCGGUCUCAGCUGGAAACACGGUCCAUGCAGGUGUCUGUGUGGCACUCAGGAACUCUCAAACGCAAGGUCUUCCUGGGGGAGGUCAUCAUUCCUCUGGAUUCAUGGAAGUUUGAGGAGGACUCCACACAGUCAUACAACUGGUACCAACUGAACUCUAAGCCUGACCGGUAUGAAGAUUGUGUACCAGUACAGUACAAUGGGGAGCUCCAUGUAAAGGUGAAAUUUGUUUUACCAUUGCAAAGCUCCAAAAUCCAGUCUCAACAGCUCUCAGUGGAAGAUCUGCAGAACAAGAUGACUAUCAUCGGUCAACUCAAUGUUAUGAUCAUUGGAGCCAAAAACCUGCCAUCUUUAAAGCCUGAUGGUACUUUAAACUCAUUUGUCAAAGGAUGCCUAAUCCUUCCAGACAACAGGCAGUUGAAACAGAAGACUCCAGUGCUUAAGAAGAAAUCUUGCCAACAGUGGAACCACCAGCUUGUGUUCAGCGGUGUGUUUCUGUGUGAACUGCUGGACUCCUGUCUUGAUAUCACGGUUUGGGACCAUGCUGCCUUUGGCCUCACCGACCGUUUCCUGGGGGGAGUCCGACUAGAGAGGGGGAUACCGUCUACAGACUCCUGCGACAUGGAAGCAGCUUCUGGACAACCUUGGCAAAACAUUCUGAGGAGACCAAACACUUGGAAUGACAUCACACUUGUACUUCAUCCAAAUAUGGAGUUUUUGAUGAAAACCUAACAUUGCCAAUUACAAAUGGAUCUUUUUGGCUCCUUUCACCUAUCUGUGUAAUAGUAAGAUAAAGCUUGUAGAAUAUUAAUAUUGUUGGUCCUUAAAAUGUAGGAGCCAGAUAAGACUAUACUGUAGACCAAGAUAUGCUGUCAUGUUGUGUAUCCAAAGCCCCCUUUAUUAUGUUACUAACUUGAAUGCUCCUCACGCACCUGAAACCUAUUUCAAAACACCAAAUUCAAUUUACUGUACUACCCAACACAGAACACAACGGGGUUUGGAAUGCCGCGGUAUGUUAGUCUAUUGUGUGAUUCUGACUGCAGGAUCUUGUAGUUCACUCACAGCCUACAAUAUACUGUAUGGAGCCACCGCAGCGCUGAAAAUAUAAUAUGCUACUGAACAGCACACACAAGCAUACAUGUGAUGAAUGUAUUUACAGUGCAAGGUCAGUUGGGAAGUUCAAAUAAAUGCACGUCUGCAUUUUCAGCAUGUUGGACUUUUUAAUUUGCUCUUCAAAAAGGGUAUUUGGCAACAGAAAUUACUGUAAGAGGGUUUGUACUCAUCUUUAUUGAUCACAAAUCUAACUAAUCUGAAGAAUACAAUUGGAUUGUACAGUAGAGGUAGAAUUAGAUACCCCACAUGCCAAAGUGAUGAGGGUGGAUUCAUUUCGACAUCCAACACUUACUCAUUCUAUUAAGUUUUAGUAUACUACGUAAAAUAGUAAGGGAAGAUAGGUAUUAUACCUUAUUAAAUGAGACUGCAUUAUCUUUACGUUUAAUAAAGUUUAAUAAUUUUCAAUUGCACCACAUAGCAGUGCAGAAAUAUGUUGUAUCGAUUGCAUCACUGGUAAAUCAAUUGCCUUUUUUUGAACAUUCAUAUCGUACCACCACAAUAAUAAACUGCUUUCACAAGAUUCAACUAAAAUGUACCCUAGUUUAGUAUGAAGUUUUUCUACGAAUCUAUUACAAAUAUAUAUAUUUUUCCCCUGGAAUUAACUCAUUGUCCCAUUAGGUGCACAUGCAAGGCUAAAUAAAAUGUUAGUCAAUGUCUAAAUCAGGCAGAAGAAGAAGAUUCACAUAAUAAAUACAUUACACAAGAGGAGCAGUGGGUGCCCUGAAAAAAAUUGUCCAACAUGACCUAUAAAUGCUCUUAUCCAAGGAUAGGUGUGUCAAUAAAGCCUGGAUUUUGCCCCAGUAUAGGGAUUGAAAAAUAAAAUCUUAAUAUUUCCAUUUAUUGUAUUUUCUGUGUGUUUAGAAGACUGUUUGAAAGGGCUAGAAUUGUUACACAGUGCUAGCAAAUUCUCAACUGCACGGUCAUCCUUUUUAUGAAAUUCCACUACAUACCAUGAACAUAUAAAUAAACCAGGUGACCCUCCUUGUGAGAAUGAACUAAAAACAUAACUUAAAAUAACACAGUUCACCAUAAUCAGUUAGACAAUCAAGUUUCUCUUUUGUAUUACUGUCAAAAGGUCGUUAUCACAAACCAUCUCAAAUACAGUAAUGCUGCAAAAAAACCAAACAAAACCAUAUAUGUACUGUAUAAGGACUUAAAUACUAACCUACAACUUGAUCAAUGCAGCACCGUUAAUUUCCUUUCCACAUCUCAAAGAAAUAUCGCACAUAAACAUGUCCAUAUGUGCAGUUCUACUUAAAGCCACUGGCGAUUAUUGUUUAUAUAUAUAUAAAAAAACACAUGUUUUUUGCAGAUCUUUAUUGCCAAUAAUGUUUUAAGGAACACCUCAGUAAAAAGUGUAAUUCAGGUUAAAUACAAACCAGCAAUUAUGUAGUGGAGGAGCAUUGCUGCCUGUUUGCUUACACUAAACAAAAAAAAAUCUCAACUAUACAUGUUGAAUAAAAAUAAAGAAAACACAGCAGUGGUUAUCUGAAAUAGUUAAAAAGAGUAAAGAAAAAACAGCCCAGAAACUUCAACACUACCAAAAGAGGAAGGCCCAUCAGUAACUUCAACCCAUUAUUAACCUUAAUGUUAUUAAAAAGAAAACAAGAUAAUCAGUGAUGUACAUCUCCUUUGCAUUGCUCAUCAUUGGGUAGUAAUUAGAAAAGGUGCAAAGACAUGUGAAAAAGUUGAUAUAUAAAUAAAAUGUAUGUAACCCUUCAGUUGCGGAGUCUUUUACAAAAUGCUGAUACCGUAAGCUUUAAAACUAUAUAUAAUCUACAAAUGUUAUUUUGGUCUAGAUUAAUUUAUAAAGAAUUUCAUGCAGGUUGAAUUUGAAACUAAAAAAAAUAAAAUUUACAAACAAGAUCUUUCAACUAAAUAAUCUUUAGAAACUCUAGACUGAACACAACUACAUUAUUUUGGUUGAUAUAUAGUCAUAGGAACUUUAUUAUACAACUUUAAUUGUUUCAAUAAUAUACUAUAAUAGCAAAAAUAUACAAAGAAAGAUCAACUACCAUUUUUAAAUUUAUUAGAAUUACCCAUGUAUAAAUACACUAUUCAAUAUUAUUGGUUAUCCAUGAGUAUUAAAACAUGUGUAUGGAAAUGUGCUCUCAAAUGUAUCAAAAACUCAAAAUAAAUCCUCUCGUGCUGUUCUGCAAGUAAUCAGAAAUUGUUUUUAUACUGUUCUCAUCUUCAUUUCUGAGUGGUCCCUGCUAAAACAUCUUAAUAUCUAAAUGCAUCAUUCAGUUCUUGAGGUCACAGCAUUCAGCUGUGGGCAAAUUGUAUACAAUAUUUUAUCGUAUAUGGUAUAAAACAUAGUAUGCAGCCCUGUACAAAGCAAUGGGUUUAGUUUUGGCUUCAAAGCUCUCUAGCUUAUAUGGCACUCUAUUUGGCUACACAUUUUCCAUUCUAAACCAAGCACAAAUCAAACUACAACUAUCUUUGUGUGUCUGUAUUCAAUUAUCCCUUGCAGAGGAAUUCAUAAAGUAUAGUUUUAAAUUCAGAUAAAUGGCAUUGACAUGGGAAAAAAAGAGAUGCAGGUAAUAGCUCAACCAUAUAAAAA